Molecule: messenger RNA, 426 nt
Organism: Spirometra erinaceieuropaei
Lineage: Eukaryota; Metazoa; Platyhelminthes; Cestoda; Diphyllobothriidea; Diphyllobothriidae
Source: the annotation of a GenBank genome assembly
AUGGGUGAAAUCGGUACGAAUCUGCUCCUGCGGAGGAUCGCUGAACAAGCCCGCGAACAGAGCACGAUACGUGACGCAGCACUGGAGAACAAAUUUCGAAGGCUGCCCAAUCCAACGUCGCCCAGAAACGGCAAACGGGUGCACAACCUGUCAUCAAAGGAGCUGACGAAGGAUCAGAUGCAGGUUUUACGGCACGAAACUUCAUUUAACACGGCUGACGCCAAACCUGUUAACAUGAUUGCAGCAGUGGAAUCAAUCCUUUGUCAGACGGAGGCAACGGAGGAGACUAAGAACCUCAUCCGACACCAAGUGUCGUCUCUCCUGAUGGCCCACAGGCCGCGGGAAGUGCUUUCCAAGGUCGAACGUGAUGCGCUUAGAGAACUCAAGGCCGACAAAGACCUGGUCAUCGUGCCUGCGGACAAAUGA